Molecule: messenger RNA, 1089 nt
Organism: Penicillium olsonii
Lineage: Eukaryota; Fungi; Ascomycota; Eurotiomycetes; Eurotiales; Aspergillaceae
Source: the annotation of a GenBank genome assembly
AUGCAUUCCCUCCCAAGUCCCCCUAUUUCCGACACAGGCUCGCGAUGGAAGCCCGCCAUCGCGACGGUGAGCCUGGGAGCGGCACAACUCCAUCCCAUAGUUUCCAAACUCGACGCCGCAGCACUGAAUGGCCAACAGGGGCUGGAACUCUUUCAUGACGACCUUGCACAGCUGGCUCAGACCCUUCGAUUGCAAGGAGCUGAGGAUUCGUCACACACCGAUCGAGACUACGAGAUCGACGCAGCGCACGUCCUCCGCGAUCUAUGUGCGGACCGUGAUCUGCAAGUCUUGGCUCUUCAGCCAUUUCGUCAGUAUGAGGGCCUCCGAGAUCGAGCCCAACAUGCACAGCGGAUCGACGAAUUAAAGCACUGGGCUCAGCUUUGCAUGAUCCUGGGCGAUUCGGUUUUCAUCCUUAUCCCAUCCUCCUUUUUAGAUCCCUCGGAGAUCACCGACGACCGCGAUCAGCUCGCCGCCGACUUGGCUGAGGCAGCCGACGUGGCGUUUCCGGUACGAAUUGCCUACGAGGCACUGGCUUGGGGAACUUAUAUCAACACCUGGGAGGAUUGUUGGGAUGUGAUUCAGCGGGCCAACCGGCCCAACCUGGGAAUUUGCUUGGACACAUUUAACAUCGCAGCCAGGAUCUGGGCCGAUCCCUUGGACCCCACCGGACGUCGGCCCGCGCGUGCCGACCAACAUCUUCAAGAAUCCAUGACUCGGCUUGUGCAGGAGAUUGAUCCGGAUCGGGUUCUGAUGGUUCAGCUGGCCGAUGGAGAGCGAGUUGACCCACAGACCCCCUUUCUCUAUACACCUGGAUUGGCCACGCUUCUGGCAUGGUCGCGGAAUGCGCGUCUGUUCCCUUGCGAGGAGGAUCGGGGUGGGUAUCUUCCCAUUCGUGAAGUCACCGAGGCCUGUAUUGCGGGCCUUGGCUACACGGGAUGGGUCAGUAUGGAAGUCUUCUCGCGCACCCUUGGGGAAGACAGCCCCACCGUUCCCGGUGAGCACGCAUCGAGAGCAGCUCGAUCCUGGGCAAAAGUGCUCAAGAUUCUGGAUGAGCAAAAGGAACCAAGACAUGUCUCUGGGAUGGAAUGA